Molecule: messenger RNA, 2200 nt
Organism: Melanotaenia boesemani (Boeseman's rainbowfish)
Lineage: Eukaryota; Metazoa; Chordata; Actinopteri; Atheriniformes; Melanotaeniidae
Gene: june
Product: JunE proto-oncogene, AP-1 transcription factor subunit
Exons: 2
Coding region: 176-1210 (344 amino acids)
Biological process (GO): regulation of transcription by RNA polymerase II; regulation of cell population proliferation; regulation of cell cycle
Cellular component (GO): transcription regulator complex
Molecular function (GO): transcription factor binding; DNA-binding transcription factor activity, RNA polymerase II-specific; RNA polymerase II cis-regulatory region sequence-specific DNA binding
Source: RefSeq, a predicted model, not a curated record
CUGCUCUGUGGCUCGCGCGGCGCUCGGAUCGCUGAGCUCUCGGGUCUCUACCGAUCCUCUCCUCUUCGUCCUACCUUCAUCCCCCAGACGCUGACGUUAGUGGAACCUUCCCAGUCUGCUGUGACAUUCAGGUUAAUCUGAUUAUGUAGAUUUCCUCCUGGACGCCUCUUUGUCAAUGACGGCCAAGAUGGAGACUCCCUUUUACCACGACGACUCCCCCGCUGUCCCGGGCUUCAGCCAGGUUGCGGAGUAUGAGCGUUACCCUGGAAACAAGAUGCUGCUGAGUAAGAAGGCCAUGUCGGGGGCAGGUAGCCAUCACUUCCUUGGUGGUGGUGGUGCAGGUGGAGGAAGGGGCGGCAACCCCAACAACCUGGGGCUCUCUGGGAACGGCAGCAUGAUGGCAUCGGUGGCGUCCUCGGCGGACAUAAACUUACUGAAGCUGUCAUCUCCUGACCUGGAGCAUCUGAUCAUCCAGUCCAAUCAGGGCUUGGUCACCACCAGCCCGGCUUCCAGCUCCACCAACCCCUUCAUGUACCGUGCCCAGGCUACCAACGAGCAAGAGGGGUUUGCAGACGGCUUUGUUAAAGCACUGGCGGACCUUCACAAGCAGAAUCAGCUAGUGGGAGGUGGCCCCAUGUCCCCAUCCUCGUCCUCCAGUGUCUCCCUGCAGGCGUCCUAUCAAAGGAACCUGAUGUCCGGUGGAGACAUGCCCGUCUACACCAACCUCAACAGCUACAACUCCAGCCAGAUUCCUUACUCGGGAGGGCAGAUGGCUUACGGUGGAGGCUCAGGUCAUGGUGGAGGUGGUGCCCCCCAGCCCCAUCCUCGAGUUCUGGAUGCCCCUCAGACCGUCCCAGAGGUACCCCAUCCACCAGGAGACCCCACCUCCCCGCCUUCCCUCUCCCCGAUCGACUUGGAGACACAGGAGCGAAUCAAAGCAGAGCGUAAGAAGCUCCGCAACCGCAUAGCAGCCUCCAAGUGCCGCAAGCGGAAGCUGGAGCGGAUUUCCCGGCUGGAGGAGAAGGUCAAGGUGUUGAAGAGCCAGAACUCGGAUCUGGCCUCCACUGCUGCCAUGCUGCGGGAGCAGGUUGCCCAGCUCAAACAGAAGGUCAUGAGUCACGUCACCAACGGAUGCCACAUCGCUGUCGGGUCCGCCGCUGCCUCCAAAUCUGGAGGAGGAGGCACCUGCAGCGAAGACUCCAGCUGCUGAGACGGGUGGACAGAUGUUAAUGGACAGAUAAUCAGCCAGAGGGCUGGAGGUUUACCUUUACUAUUCUGGCAUUUCGCUUGAGCUCCUGGUCAAAGCAGAGACAGCGAGUACCGUGGAGUAGGAUCAGGAUUUGCCAGGCAGUACCGGUAAGCCGUAGAAGGCAGAGCUUAGAGGACAGACAACACGAGAAGGGACGAGUCCUUGGACAUAAUCAUUGUAGAAAUCGCUACCAUUUCAAAUCUUUAAAAAAGACCAGAAGGGACAGAGUCUGAGCCUUAAGAGCAUGUCAGGCUUCUAAGUUAUUGACCUGGAGCUGCUUGCUAGCUGCCACACUGGACUGGACGCCAGUGAAAACACAAUUUUUUUCUCAUUUCAAGAUUUUACUGUUUGAAUAAACAUUUCAGACGAACAUUUUUCCAGCUUGACUUGAAAAGAUUUCUUCAUAAAUGGAAAAAUUUAAUAAUUAAGGGAGACAUUCUUGUGCUGUCGUCCUGCUUUUACUCAGUUUACAUGACAAAAACACAAUUUUCCCUUUUUGUUUUUCAGGUCCGGUAAAAAGGUUUGUUUUACUUUUCAGUUCAUUUUCAGAGCUGAACAUUUCUAACGGCUCUGUUUUUACAGUACUGCAUGAAGACGCAUGUAAUCUGAUUACUGCAGCUUCUAAACAUGCCUCAGCUCUACGUUCUGACCAGUUUUGUGCUCUUUGUUUUGUUUUUAAACAUCUGCUGACAAGAACAUCUGGAUAUAUUUCAGUUACUAAAACUAGCUAAAGAUUAUUUAGUUUGUUCUGGUAAAAAACUGGAAUUAAACUAGAAUAUCCUGAUGUUUGAAGAUUGUUUAGACGUAAAGUAGUUUUAUUUGAUUUAUUGUUGAAUUUUGCUACAGGAGAAACAAUAAUGAACAUUAACCCCUUAAAGCCUGAAUUUAUUUACAGUUAUAUGAAAAUAAAAUAGAUACAGGAAAAAAUAACUACAGAAGAAGACUGGAAUG